Messenger RNA from Mastomys coucha (southern multimammate mouse), 2700 nucleotides. It is a transcript of the gene Ldb2, whose product is annotated as LIM domain binding 2. Lineage: Eukaryota; Metazoa; Chordata; Mammalia; Rodentia; Muridae. Bases 301 to 1296 code for a protein of 331 amino acids. The record is from RefSeq and is a predicted model, not a curated record. The transcript is spliced from 9 exons. Gene Ontology annotation, cellular component: transcription regulator complex; nucleus. Gene Ontology annotation, molecular function: LIM domain binding. Gene Ontology annotation, biological process: nervous system development; negative regulation of transcription by RNA polymerase II; positive regulation of transcription by RNA polymerase II.
CUCCCGCGCUCCCUCCCUCCCUCCCUCCUCGUUCCCUCUCCUCUCUCGCUAUAGAGGGCUCCCACAGCACUUCCCAGCCAGUGUGCUCAGCCUGCCUGCCUGCCUGCCUGCCUCUCUCUCUCUGUCUCUCUCUCUGUCUCUCUCUCUCUCUCUCUCUCUGUGUGUGUGUGUGUGUGUGUGUGUGUGUGUGAGCGUGUGUGCGUGCGUGCGUCUACUUUGUACUGUGAAGAACACAGCCCAUGUGCUCUGCAUGGACGUUCCUGAUACUCUAUUAAGCUUGAUUUUCGACAAGCAGGCAAGAUGUCCAGCACACCACAUGACCCCUUCUAUUCUUCUCCUUUCGGCCCAUUUUAUAGGAGACAUACACCAUACAUGGUACAGCCAGAGUACCGAAUCUAUGAGAUGAACAAGAGACUGCAGUCUCGUACAGAGGACAGUGACAACCUCUGGUGGGAUGCGUUUGCCACUGAAUUUUUCGAAGAUGAUGCCACAUUAACACUUUCAUUUUGUUUGGAAGACGGACCAAAGCGAUACACUAUCGGCAGGACCCUCAUCCCCCGUUAUUUUAGCACCGUAUUUGAAGGAGGGGUGACAGACCUGUACUACAUCCUCAAACACUCAAAGGAGUCAUACCACAACUCAUCCAUCACAGUAGACUGCGACCAGUGUGCCAUGGUCACACAGCAUGGGAAACCCAUGUUUACCAAGGUAUGCACAGAAGGCAGGCUGAUCUUGGAGUUCACGUUUGAUGACCUCAUGAGAAUAAAAACGUGGCACUUUACCAUUAGACAGUACAGGGAGCUGGUGCCCAGAAGCAUCCUAGCCAUGCACGCACAAGAUCCUCAGGUCCUGGAUCAGCUGUCCAAAAAUAUCACCAGAAUGGGUCUCACAAACUUCACCCUCAACUACCUCAGGUUGUGUGUAAUACUGGAGCCAAUGCAGGAACUGAUGUCGAGACACAAAACCUACAACCUCAGUCCCCGAGACUGCCUGAAGACCUGUCUGUUUCAGAAGUGGCAGCGGAUGGUGGCCCCGCCAGCAGAACCCACAAGACAACCGACAACCAAAAGGAGAAAACGAAAAAACUCUACAAGCAGCACGUCCAACAGCAGUGCCGGGAAUACGACCAACAGCGCAGGCAGCAAGAAGAAGACCCCGGCGGCCAGCCUGAGCCUGUCCACUCAGGUACCUGGGCUAGGAGCCAUCCCGAACUGCAGCCUCAACCCUGGGAGGGAUGGAGACCUGUGUCAUUCAACAGCAGUGACCCCUUCUGGCCAAUUUAAGGAGAAGCAUUGAGGGGCCCUGAAAGGAGUCACUUCCAGUCCUCCUCAGAGGAUGUGAUGGUGGUAGGAGAGCCAACUCUGAUGGGAGGUGAGUUUGGGGACGAGGACGAAAGGCUAAUCACUAGAUUAGAAAACACGCAGUAUGAUGCGGCCAACGGCAUGGACGACGAAGAAGACUUCAACAAUUCACCUGCCCUGGGGAACAACAGCCCGUGGAACAGUAAACCUCCCGCCACGCAAGAGACCAAAUCAGAAAACCCCCCACCCCAGGCUUCCCAGUAAGAUGGGUCACUGGCACCUGAUUCCGCUGUCCAUAGGCCUGUGGGGUAGAAUUCCAGUUGCAAAUCUCUACUAUCAGGAGAGAAAAAGAGAUGAAAUUUAAAACACACAAGCAAAACAUUCCCAUGCAAACAUCUAUUUCUAAACAUAAUGACCUGAUUUUAUUUCUUGCAAUUUUUCCCCUUUUUAAUUGAGAGGAUCGUUCAAAUGAGCCUCCGUGGCCUCUCCUUGGAGGCCUUCACAAGAAAUAUAGACACUGACCCUGACGGUAAUUAGAAGCAGCAGAGAGAGGCUCGCGCACGUCCUGGCACGGUCUUACCUCCCUCCCGUGUUGAACUUCCUGUCCAGGCACCCUACGAAGGCCAUGCUGUCCAAACGUGCUCAGGAUGUCAGUAACAUGCCGACCCCAACUACAGAUGACUUUUUAAUAUUGUAAAAUAUUUUCUGCUUUUUGACUUGCAUUUGAGAGUUUCUUGUUUCAGUAAAAAAAGAAAAGAAAAGAAAAAUAUCCGUUUUGGGAAAGUAAUUUAAACGUACUGCCCCCGCCGUCUCCACUUUCCAUUGGUUUCCAUGUGGCAAGAUCCCUAAGAAAACACAGCUAGGCGACUUUCUAGCAAACUGAAGCUAAUUGGCUCUUGAAUCUGAGUUGUUUCAAUUUAUGCCAAGUACUAAAACAAGGAAUCAUCAAAGAUAUAUGGGUAGAUUUUAUUAUGUACACGAAGACAAAUGGACCCUGAGAAAUGUAUGCAUUUGUAAACUUGAUGUGGGUCCGAAUAUUUUCAAGCCAUGUAAUCCAUUAAUUUUGUGGGAAGCUUAUUAAAUCUGAAACUUUUUAUUUCUUCUUAUUUUAAUUGUAUCUUAGUUGACUGAGUUUUGGUGGGAUUUUUUUAUGCUAUAUUUCCUGUGUAAUAUUUUGUAAAUCCUUCACCUGUUUCUUUUAUGGGGACUUUUCUUUUGGGGCAAGUUCAGUGUAUUUAUGUGAAACUUUAUAAGAGAACUAAUUUUUCCAUUUGCAUAUUAAUAUGUUCCUCUAUACAUGUAAAGACACAGUGACUCCGUGUGUCAUAAAACAGCUGUAUUUUAUGUAUGCUUUACUGGUAAGUGUGCCAAUAAUAAACUGUGUUAAUGACCAAAGUAA